AUGUGGUCCAAGGCCCUCGUCGCCGUGGCGGCCCUCGCCCUUACCCCCGUCAACGCCAUAUGGCCCAUCCCCAGAGAAAUCUCCACGGGAGAGAAAGCUCUCUUCAUUGACCAGAGCCUCGAGAUCACCUACAAUGGGGACUUUGUACGCUGGACUUCUCCUCUCCCUGGAUUUGUUGAGCAUCCGGACACUAAGACCAUGUUUGACGAGCAGAUGCCCUAUACUUACCAGUACUCACCAGCCGCUGGUUCAGACUUUAGCAGCAAGCAGAUCGUCCAGGCCGGUGUCUCACGCGCCCUACAGGCCAUCUUCAAGGACAACUUUGUCCCCUGGAAGCUCCGUCCGCGCAAUUCUGACUUUGAGCCUGCCCUGGGUGACAAGAAGUGGGUUAAGUCGCUCGAGAUCACCCAGACUGAGGAAGACGACAAGGCCACCUUCAAGCCGCUAGCCGGCGAGGUCGACGAGUCCUACACGCUCACCCUGUCUGAGAAUGGCGAGGCUGUCAUCAAGGCCAAGUCUUCCACUGGUUGCCUGCACGGCCUCGAGACCUUUGUCCAGCUCUUCUUCAAGCACAGCUCCGGCACCUCUUGGUACACUCCACACGCCCCCGUCACCAUCAAGGAUGAGCCCGUCUACCCUCAUCGAGGCAUCCUUCUCGAUACUGCCCGCUGCUUCUUCGAGGUCGAGCACAUCAAGCGCACCAUUGACGCCAUGGCCUGGAACAAGCUGAACCGACUGCACCUCCACAUCACUGAUUCGCAGUCCUGGCCUCUUGAGAUCCCUGCUCUGCCCAAGCUGGCCGAGGAGGGUGCCUACCGCAAGGGCCUUUCUUACUCGCCCAAGGAUAUUGCUGACAUUUACGAGUACGGAAUUCACCGUGGAGUCGAGGUGGUGAUGGAGAUUGACAUGCCCGGCCACAUUGGCGUCGUCGAGCUAGCCUACAAGGACCUUAUUGUUGCGUACAACGAGAAGCCCUACCAGUGGUGGUGCAAGCAGCCUCCUUGCGGCGCGUUCCGCAUGAACAGCAGCGAUGUGUACGACUUCCUCGACACACUGUUUGGUGAUCUCUUCCCCCGCAUCUCGCCCUACACGGCCUACUUCCACACUGGUGGAGAUGAGCUUAACCACAACGACUCGAUGCUCGACCCAGGCGUUCGAUCCAACGAGACUGAAGUACUGGCUCCUCUGCUCCAAAAGUUCCUCGACUACGCGCACGGAAAGGUCCGCGACGCUGGCCUCACACCCCUGGUGUGGGAGGAGAUGAUCACUGAGUGGAACAUGACCCUAGGCAAGGACGUCGUUGUUCAGUCCUGGCUGGGCGGUACCGCUGUCAAGGACCUGGUUGCGGCUGGCCACAAGGUUAUUGACAGCGAUUACAACUUCUGGUACCUCGACUGUGGCCGAGGCCAGUGGCUCAACUUUGACAACGGCCAGUCCUUCCAGACAUUCUACCCCUUUAACGACUGGUGCGGCCCCAGCAAGAACUGGCGCCUCAUCUACUCGCACGACCCCCGAGCAGGCCUGUCUGAGGAGGAAGCGAAGCUCGUCCUCGGCGGCGAGGUGGCAGUUUGGUCCGAGACUAUUGACAGCGUCAACCUCGACUCCCUGGUGUGGCCGCGUGCAGGCGCUGCAGGCGAGGUCCUCUGGUCGGGCCGUACCGACGCCUCUGGCAAGAACCGGACACAGUAUGAUGCCGCACCACGACUGGCCGAGAUGCGAGAGCGCAUGGUUGCCCGUGGUGGCGGUCCGGAAGAGUGUGCUUAUUUCGAGCCCUAG
Molecule: messenger RNA, 1776 nt
Organism: Fusarium vanettenii 77-13-4
Lineage: Eukaryota; Fungi; Ascomycota; Sordariomycetes; Hypocreales; Nectriaceae
Product: glycoside hydrolase family 20
Exons: 3
Coding region: 1-1776 (591 amino acids)
Biological process (GO): carbohydrate metabolic process; glycosaminoglycan metabolic process
Cellular component (GO): membrane
Molecular function (GO): beta-N-acetylhexosaminidase activity
Source: RefSeq, a predicted model, not a curated record